Nicrophorus vespilloides is the source of this 4493-nucleotide messenger RNA. RefSeq names its product oxysterol-binding protein-related protein 8 (gene Orp8). The transcript is spliced from 14 exons. Gene Ontology annotation, molecular function: cholesterol binding. The record is from RefSeq and is a predicted model, not a curated record. The coding region runs from base 917 to 3484 and encodes 855 amino acids. NCBI's taxonomy places the organism in Eukaryota, Metazoa, Arthropoda, Insecta, Coleoptera, Silphidae. Gene Ontology annotation, cellular component: cytosol; membrane; intracellular membrane-bounded organelle.
GCAAUUGCAGUAGCUUGGCUUCUGUGCCAGUGGCUGGUGAUAAUGAUAACAGAGCGCGGCUGCCGAGAUAACGCCAGUUGGUUACCGAUAAGUGGUUGAGUUGGCAUAAGAAGUUCAUCGAGUGUUGUAAUGAUUUGAUCAAGACUUACUUGUAUUCAUUUUUGGUACAGGAAUCCAGCAAGUUCGUCGAAUGUGGUUGGAGGUUUUACACCGGUGUACGUUUGGUUGCCUAGCUUUGUUUAUUUGUUUAUUGCGUUCUCUUGUGAUAUUUGGUGGCGAUGAUACUUGUGACAGUUGACGUUUCUUGCGUGUCCCCGCUUGUAGCAAUUGAUGUCACUUUGUGGUGUCGUGUCAGUGGCAGGAGUUGGUAAUGAGCUGGCUUACGUAAGCCGCGCGACAAUUCGCGUCUGCAAUGUUUACGUUUAUAAUUAUAAACAAUUCGUAGGCGCAUGCGUUACAUAAUCGAUGCAGAAAAUCUAUAUACGUAAUUCGUGGUGUUACAGAUACAAAACUUGUUGUUUUUUUUUGCUUUGACUUCAGUUGAAUCUUCGGACAUCGUUGUUUUCGCACCGUGAAUUGUCCGGCUAUCAGGUACCCAUUCAGCAAGAUUGUGAUAUGUACAAAGACUGACAUAUUUUGCUGACAUGAUUAAGAAUAGUUUGUCGUGUCCACUGACGAAUUUAUAAAAACCGGUCUGAAAACGUAUAUUGAGCUCUGCGUCAAACGUAUAUCUAUUCAUCUUCAUUUAGUACAGUUCAAUUAGCAAAUGUUUCUGCGAUCUGGUGACCGGUCGCUCCAUAUGGCUGGUACAUUCGCGUAUUGUAAGAUGUAACGUCGCAAACUACGACGAUCCUCGAAGGAAGAGUCGCACAGAUCUGAUCUAGUUUGGUGGUGAUUUAUUAGAAAAGUGAGAGAAAUGGAGAAAAUGUCCUCACCCCAGGCUGCAUUCACAAUGUCCGAUGGGGCUAUCCACAUCAAGAGCUCUGAAGAGAAAAAGGCCAAGGGCCUAUUCAAUGUGUUAUCCAAGCUGCCUUCAAAUGAUUCGCUAAGCAAUAGUCCUGGUCCAUCCUCUCCAGGUUUGAACACCCCAAUAACAAUUCUCUCACUGCUUGUAACCUCAUCGCAAUUUCUUAUAGGACCCUCAUGCACUGAUAAGCUUCCUGACUAUUUGGAUAAGUUGGCUGAACCCCAAUCAAAGCUGACACGCAAGGAAUCCUACAAAGCUCAAAGGAAGAACUAUCGAAAGGAAAAGAAGAGGGUCACAAAUGAAUUGCUGAACUCCUUGAAAGAUCCCUCUGUAGUUGUCCUGGCUGACUGGCUGAAAGUUAGGGGCACCCUGAAAUCAUGGACAAAACUGUGGUGUGUCCUAAAGCCAGGCAUGUUAUUACUUUACAAAAGCGCAAAGUGCAAAAGCAAUCACUGGGUUGGCACAAUACUACUCAAUUCUUGCAAAGUCAUAGAAAGGCCUAGUAAAAAAGAUGGCUUUUGUUUCAAACUCUAUAAUCCCUUAGAUCUGUCAAUCUGGGCGCCCAGAGGCCCUGAGAAUGAAUCCAUAGGCGCUGUGAUACAACCACUUCCAAAUUCUCAUACGAUAUUCCGUGCAUCUUCGCAGGAAUCUGGAAUGUGCUGGUUAGAUGCCUUAGAAAUCUCUAUUAGGAAUGAUUCGGCUUUAGUUAGAUCUGUUAGCAAUAAGUCGCACAGUGGAAGUACAAAUCACGAAACGCAAUGGUCUGAAGCAGAUUAUGAAAAACAUUUUGAUCACGAUUUAGAUGAUAUUAGUCAGUUAGAUAAUGGAGCUCAAUUAAGUACUGGUGACGGUGAAAUUACAGACUCUGAUUCAGACAUAUCGGUCAAAGAUGAAGAUGUUGAUGAGGAACCCGAAGAGACUCCUUACACACCGAAUAACGAGGAGGAAUUUGGUGAUGCUGGCGCUCAGGUUGAAGAACUUGCCGAUGAACAUAAAUCACUGAUAUGGUAUUUAGUGAAACAAGUUAGGCCAGGAAUGGACUUAAGCAAAGUGGUUUUACCUACCUUCAUAUUAGAGCCCAGGUCUUUUUUGGAUAAACUUGCUGAUUCUUACUAUCACGUGGACAUCCUAUCAUCAGUUGUUUUAGAGGACGAUGCUUUUACCAGGAUGAAAAGCGUUGUGAAAUGGUACCUGUCCGGGUUAUACAAGAAGCCCAAAGGUCUGAAGAAACCUUACAACCCGAUUCUAGGUGAAGCUUUUCGCUGUUAUUGGCUACACCCAAAUGGCUCAAAGACUUACUAUAUUGCCGAACAAGUCUCACAUCAUCCACCUGUAUCUGCAUUUUAUGUUAGCAAUAGACAGGAGGGAUUUUCCAUAACUGCGUCUAUACUCGCCAAAUCCAAAUUUUACGGAAACUCUACAUCAGCGAUUCUGGACGGAAUUGCAAUUUUAACAUUGAUGCCUCGAGGAGAGAAUUACACUCUGACUGUACCAUAUGCACAUUGCAAAGGUAUCCUGAUGGGCACACUGAGCAUGGAAUUGGGUGGUAAAGUAACUAUCGAGUGCGAGAAAACAGGCUACUAUACUGAAAUAGAAUUUAAGUUGAAACCUUUCCUCGGCGGGGUCGAGCAAACAAACUGCAUUACGGGACGUUUAAAAUUGGGGAAGGAAACUCUUGCCACUAUUGAAGGUUACUGGGAUGGUGUUAUAACUAUAAAAGAUAGGCGAACUGGGGAGCAGAAGAUAUUCUGGAAUGCCUCAGGGAGCACGGUAAGGAAGAGCCGUUUGAAACGAUAUACUGUGCCUUUGGAUCAGCAGGAAGAAAACGAGUCCGAACGGUUGUGGCAGCAUGUCUCUGCAGCUAUACUGAGGGAUGAUAUGAACGCAGCUACAGAAGAAAAGACUUCGCUGGAAGAAGUCCAAAGAGCUCUGUGCAAAGAACGCAAGGCUAAAUGCGAGGAUUGGAUGCCUACGCAUUUCCAGCAAGAUUUGAAGUCCGGGCAAUGGGUCUACAAGUUCUCCGAUUUGCGUCCUUGGGAUCCGAGGAAUGAUCUGUAUCAAUACGAGCACAACUACGUUAUCAGUACGCGUACGAAGCACGCCACUCCAAUGAUCCGGUCAUCUAGCAUUGUUAGUGUUGAACACGCAACGAGCGAGAGCCGCUCGUUAAAAGGCGCGAAGAGGAAGAUCGCAGCGAAACAGAUAUCCUCUGACAUUGACGCCAACGAUGAUACUGCUAGCGAAUCGGAGGAGUAUCAUUCGGACUCCACGCAAUCUGGCCGUAAACCUACGUGUAAUAACAUCAAGUUCAUACAAGCAAUUGAGAACGUCGAGAAAAGUGUGAGCGAACAAAGCGAGAAAAUCGAGCAGGUGUCUGGGGAGUUACAGCAGAUUAUCCUAACGCAUGCUAAGCAGAAGCCCAAUCUUCAAUUCGGACGGGAGCAACUAACAGUACUCUGCGUACUCUUCGUCCUGCAGACGAUCUUUUUGUACUACAUGAUCUGCACAAGACCCUGAAUUUACUUAUAUACAUACAUACAUGUAUAUUGUCUACCAAAAUGCAGCCUUACCUUAACUAUUUACCUAAUAGCACAAAAGAUAACUUACAUCAUCACUUUGAUACACGUACACGGGCACUACUUCGUUUUCUUAGUUUUUAUGUCGAACGUUACUUUCUCGAAUAAUCUUAGUAUUAUUAAUUUAUACUCGUUUCAGAUCCAAUACUUAAUCAAAAAAAAACAUAUUUUUCUUUUUUCGAAGGUAAAAGCUUAUUUAGUAUGAAUUAUUCUAGUAUGCAUAUUGCAACAAAGACAUAUGGUUAUGGAGGUAAAGAAAUAAGGGAGUUUCUUUGUUUGUUUUCUUUAUUUUAUUAUGAUUAUUAUUUUCUUCUAUCGAAUAUUAUUUACCUUAGUACACUUGGACCUCUAUUCUGAUCCGUGAUGGGGAAAUACGCUUUUUAAAAUACCAUUGAAAGAGAUUAUUUGUUUUGUUGUACUUUUACAUUCUUUGUAAAGAGUUUAGGUGCUCGCACGGAUACAGUGCAGAGUUCAUGACCCGAGGUGCCAAAUUGUUUAGAAUUACGUUGAAUAUUAUUAUUUUUUUUUUCCUAUAUUAUAUAAUUUUUAAAGAAUUUGUUGAAAAAUAUAGUUGAAAGAGAAACGUACAAUAUAUACGUCCUAUAUAGAAAUAAACGUUUCCUGUAAUAUAAUACCCUCUCUAUAUUACUUUCAGUAAGGUGGUUUUCACAAUACUCGUUAUGUGUGCACCAAUUGAAAUCUUUGUACCAUUUGUUCCUUAAUAUAAAUAUUUUUGUCUCUCCGAUUAUUUUGAAUACGAAUAAAAUUUGCACUCUUAUUAUAAAAUAAAAGAACACCUUUGGAUUUUACAUUCGUGAUGAAUGAAGGAGUAAAGAGUCAUUAUACUAAUUAUUGAUCCAUUUAUUUAUUGCGUUUCCAAACAUGUCCACAUCAAAUUUCAAAAAUAAAAUACAUUUCGUGAUUUAAGAGGAUCCUACAAGUGUUAACGC